AUGAGGCUCACGGCGGAGCUCAUCAAGGGCUCGCUCUCCUACCUGAAUCCGCUCAAGGAGCGAGAGCUUGAUCUCCGAGGACAUCGAAUCCCAGCGAUUGAGAACCUGGGUGUCGCAGGCCCCCACGACUCCAUCGACUUCACCGACAACGACAUCCAGGUCCUGGGCAACUUCCCGCUCUCGACGCGCCUCUCGACGCUGCUGCUGGCGCACAACCGUGUCGCGAGCAUACAGACGUCGCUCCCCAACGCGAUCCCGAACCUGCAGCAGCUCGUGCUGGCGUCGAACCAGAUUGCGCAGCUCGCGGACCUGGAUGUGUUGGCGGGGUUCAAGCGGUUGACGCAUUUGGUGUUGGUGGAUAACCCGGUGACCAAGAAGGAGAACUACCGAUACUGGGUUGUCUGGAGGUGUCCGACUGUGCGGUUCCUGGAUUACCAGAAAGUCAAGGAGGCCGAGAGGGAGAAGGCGAGGGAGCUGUUUGGUACGGCGGAGGAGCCUACAGAUGCGGCGGCCAAGAUCAUGGGCAACAAGUCCAAACAGCUCGACAUCGCCGCCGCAGCCUCCAAUGGCACGGCCGGUGGCGGCGCCGCGCCUUCGAAGCUCUCGAGGAUAAAGCUCACGGACAAGGAGAAGGAGCGGCUGAAGGAGAUGAUCAAGAAGGCCGACAGCCUGCAGGAGAUUAUCCGGCUGGAGAAGAUGUUGACCGAGGGAACUAUCCCGGCGGGUGUACACCUGGACGGGGACGCCACCAUGGAGGACUGA
Colletotrichum abscissum is the source of this 762-nucleotide messenger RNA. RefSeq names its product U2 small nuclear ribonucleoprotein A. Lineage: Eukaryota; Fungi; Ascomycota; Sordariomycetes; Glomerellales; Glomerellaceae. The transcript is spliced from 5 exons. Gene Ontology annotation, molecular function: protein binding; U2 snRNA binding. Gene Ontology annotation, biological process: mRNA splicing, via spliceosome. Bases 1 to 762 code for a protein of 253 amino acids. The record is from RefSeq and is a predicted model, not a curated record. Gene Ontology annotation, cellular component: U2 snRNP.